UCCGAGUUAGCAAUUUAGCACUGCUGAAACUGAAACUUCCGUCUCCUCAACCCACGACAGCGUCGACCGCAGCUUCCCAAAACCGCCUGGUCGGAAAACAUGACGUUCGUGGCCGUCGCCGUGAACGGAGGCGAAGGCAUCGGAGGAAGAGGAAGCAGGCGCGCACUCCGUUGGGCCGUCGAGAAAUGUCUUCCUACCGCCAACCGGUUCGCCUUAGUCCACGUCAUGCCAUUCGUCACUUCCGUCCCUACUCCAUCCGGCGAUCGGAUUCCGGUAGAAGAGCUGGACGGGAAAGUGGUGGCGCUAUACUUGCAGGAAGUGAGAAAGGAAGUUGAAGAAAUUUUCGUGCCGUUUGUAAAGCUCUGCAGAGAGCGAGCGGCAAAGAACGUCAAGGUUGAGACCUUGGUGCUGGAGGAUGACAACCCAGCGGCUGCCCUUGUGAGAUGUACAGCUCAAUUGGGGAUCACUACUUUGGUGUUGGGUUCUUGUUCUGCUAGUUGCUUACUGAGGCGAAAGCAAGCUGGCUUGCCUGCAAAUGUGUACAAGUCUGCUCCUGUGGCUUGCAACGUGCAUGUGGUACACAGAACUAAGGUGAAGACAAAGUUAGCUACUUCCUCUAUCAUCGAUGAUAUCAGCUCUAGAUGUGAGGUAGUUGGAGAAAAUGACUACAAGAAGUUGCUGACUGGUAUUGAUAACCAAGCUUCGGAGGUCCCCUCUUUCUCUAGAGAUUCUAAAGCUGUGACAUGCUUUGAUUCUUCAUCGGUGUCAGAUCUUUGUUGGGCAGAUAUUCAAGCAUUAGAAAAUGCACCCAACCCUUUUCAUGGCAGUUUAUGUAUGGAAGGAAUGGGGGAUACACUGGAAUACAAUGUGCUAUCCUCAAGCGUCGACAAGUGCUGUUCUACAUCAUCAUCUAAACGUGCCCAGUCAUAUGUGUACGAUGAGGUAGAGAAACUGCGGCAGGAGUUACGGACUACAAUAGCCAUGUAUAAACAAGCCUGUGAGGAGCUAAUUCACACGCAGAACAAGGUGGAGUUGCUAUCUUCUGAGUGUAUUGAGGAAUCAAGAAGAGUGAUGGAUGCCCGUGAAAGAGAAGAAACUUUGCAGAAGAUUGCUGCUGAAGAGAAAGCAAGAUGUGCCAAUGCAAUGGACGAGGUUGACAAGGCCAAGGAGUUGCUUGCCAAUGAGGUUUAUGAAAGGCAAGUUGCAGAGUUGAAAGCCAAUAAAGAAUCCUCAGGAAAACAGAGAAUUGUAGAUAAGAUGUUUGCAAGUGAUGCAAGGUGCAAAAAGUACACAAAGGAUGAAAUAGAAGUAGCAACAGAGUUCUUUGCUGAAGAUAAAGUGAUUGGUGAGGGAGGGUAUGGGAAAGUUUACAAAUGCAACGUUGAUCAUACCCCAGUAGCUAUUAAGGUUCUUCAGCGAGAUGCCCUGGGCAAGAAAGAGGAAUUUCUACGAGGUAGUUCUCUUCUGCAUGCAGAGACUAAUAAAAGUUGUUCAUUACUUCUGACAUUCAUAGAUUGUAAAAUGAAAAAAAUUGUGUUUCAUUGAUUGCACAAGUUAAUGAUCAAGAAAAAGUAUGUAACUAAGUACUGGAUCAGGUAGGUAGCUCUGAGAAAUUCAUCUGGUUAUGUUUCAUAGUUAGAACUGCACCGAAUACUUCGAUACAAUGGAGCUCAAAUUAACUUAGCUAGUAGCUUUGUUUUUGUGUGUGUCAAUGCUGUGUUGCAUAUUUGCCUCUGCUUCUCAACAUAAUAGUUACUGAUUACUAUUCUCUUCCAAUUCUUCACAGGUACAAGUUCUAAGCCAAUUACGCCAUCCAAAUCUCGUCCUGUUGCUUGGGGCAUGCACUGAGAGUGGUUGCCUAGUCUAUGAGUACUUGGAAAAUGGAAGCUUGGAAGAUUGCCUCUUGAACCAUAGUGGGAAAAUUCCUCUUCCUUGGUUCGUUCGUUUCAAGAUCGUCUUUGAAAUUGCUUGUGGGCUCUCAUUCUUGCACAACUCAAAGCCAGAGCCCAUUGUCCAUCGUGAUCUGAAACCAGGGAAUAUACUUUUAGACAGAAACUACGUGAGCAAGAUUGGAGAUGUUGGGCUAGCAAAACUCAUUACUGAGGUUGUCCCUGACAAUGUCACCGAAUACAGAGACUCUAUGCUUGCUGGUACCCUUUUUUACAUGGAUCCUGAGUACCAGAGGACGGGGACCAUCCGCCCCAAGUCGGAUCUGUAUGCCUUUGGGAUUAUAGUUCUCCAGGUGCUGACCGGAUGCCGCCCAAAUGGACUUCUGGUGCGUGUGGAAGAAGCAGUUAGAUGUGGCACUUUGGCCAACAUUCUAGAUCCAUCCAUUGCAGAUUGGCCACUUGGUGAAGCCAAGGAGCUUGCCCAAAUUGCUCUGAACUGUGUAAAGCUUCGUUGCAGAGAUAGGCCAGAUCUCGAUACUGAAGUACUGCCAGUUCUUAGAAGACUCGGCGAAGUAGCAGAUGCUAGCAUGAAGACAGAGAGAUGCAGCAUCUAUGCACCAAGCUACUAUUUUUGUCCAAUCCUUAAGGAAGUAAUGGAUGAUCCUCACAUUGCUGCUGAUGGUUUCACCUACGAAAAAAUAGCCAUCAAGACAUGGCUGGAGAGGCACAACAUUUCUCCAGUGACAAAGCUUCGACUCCAACAUUCUGACUUGACCCCAAAUCACAUGUUACGCUCUGCGAUUCGUGAAUGGAUGUCUCGGGUGAAUUCUCAAUAGCUUUUCAAAGCAUCAGUAAUCUUGUAUCAUCGAAAAGGUUGCUGCCCAAGUUUCUCCCCUGUAACUCAUCUUCCUUUAGAAGUCGAUGAUGACCGUUUGUCAGCAGUACUGUACAGCAUAUGGUACACUCGGAGCGAAUUGAGAAAACGAAACUGGUUACAGAAAGUUGUAAUUCAUAACAUAAGAAACCAGCAUAUACACAAAGAUAUAGGAAACAAGAAAGGUGCAUAUAUUUGAAGGGAAGUGUUACUCUGUACAGUGCUGUAAUUCAUCUACUCUUGCAUAUAUUCGGAUACUGCAUGAAAAAAUUUAAUGCCAUUGUGAGCUGAAGCUGUAGGGAAGUCAAUCGACUUGAGUGAACUCCAGCGCAUUCGCAUCCGGAUCGCGAGUGAAGAUUGCAGGCCUCCCGGACCGGCUAAGUGUGUAGGGAUGUCCUGCUUCGUCGAGGAUCUCUUUGAGCUUGGAGACAUCUCGAAUGGCGAGGCAAGCAUGGCGGUCGCGGCCACCAUGUUCAGGGCGUCCGGUUAAAGGGUCCGGAUUGGGGAGCUCCAUCAGAUGGAUCAUCUCGGCGCCCACCCACAACCAAGCUCCUCUGUAUGGAAGCUUGUCGUGAGGCCUUGCCUCGUUUAUCUCAAGACCCAGCAUCCCCUGGUAGAACUCGAGCGACGUUUCGAGGUUGUCGCAGAGGAUUCCGACGUGGUGAACUCCGACGACUCCAUAAUCGAUUUUGGGAUUGGUUGUGGCGGUGAUUGAUUCUUGUUUGUCGACGGGAGCGACAUUUGGUUGAGAAGAUAGGUUGGGUCUUGUUCUUCUGAACCGGCCACCGGCGGUGGGUUUCAAAUUUGAGGAGAGAGGAAGAAGGGAGCAGGGUUGACGGAGGAGGUUGGCGGGGACGGCGGUGGAUGAUGGGGUGAGUGGAAGAGAAGCCAUGGCAGCGGGAGAAGGACGGGGAUUAGCUGCAGUUGAUUAGAAUGGUUACUUGUUUUCCGUGCUCUGUUCUUGUUCCAAAGUGAUUCUCAUGGCUGCUCUGCUAAUUCCAGCGACUCAAUUCAGGCCACCAGUUUUUUGGCACUGAGGUCCACCAUUCGGUGGUAAAAAUUAUCCGGAGAUAUGGGCCUAGAGGUGGGCCGUACGCUUGCUGCAAAUUUGAGCCCAGUCAAAGAGGUCCGGUCCGACCCCUUACGCUUGUUCUCGGAUCCAAUAGUAGACCAACGGGACGGUUUCCAUCUGAUCAGUCCAUGGGGAGAGAUGAGAUUGCGCUGAU
This is a messenger RNA of Linum tenue, 3989 nucleotides long. Lineage: Eukaryota; Viridiplantae; Streptophyta; Magnoliopsida; Malpighiales; Linaceae. The record is from the annotation of a GenBank genome assembly.